Molecule: messenger RNA, 966 nt
Organism: Labeo rohita (rohu)
Lineage: Eukaryota; Metazoa; Chordata; Actinopteri; Cypriniformes; Cyprinidae
Gene: edn2
Product: endothelin 2
Exons: 5
Coding region: 121-630 (169 amino acids)
Biological process (GO): vein smooth muscle contraction; regulation of vasoconstriction; intracellular calcium ion homeostasis
Cellular component (GO): extracellular region
Molecular function (GO): endothelin B receptor binding; hormone activity
Source: RefSeq, a predicted model, not a curated record
GGUUGAGUUCAACACAAGCACCUGUCAGUCUGUCAGUGGAGCUCUGUGGACUGCAGAUACUAACUGCAUAUCAUCACUUCAGUGGAUUUAACAAGCGUGUUAAACUCUUGAGAUACUAUAAUGGCUUUCUCACUGCGGACGGCUGUCUUUAUCACUGUUGCACUAUGUGUGCUGGAGCAAGGGUUUGGAUAUCCACUGUCUGAACAAUCUAAAGCAUCAAGCAAUCCACCUGCUGUCAAACGGGUCCGUACCAAACGCUGCUCCUGUAGCAGCUGGGAGGACAACGAGUGCAUCUAUUUCUGCCAUUUGGACAUCAUCUGGGUCAACACACCAAAUAAGAUCGCACCUUUCGGUCUGGGAAGCCCUCUGUCCCGUCGCCGGCGCUCCACGGGCCGCUGCGAGUGCGCGAAUCCCGCUGACCGGACCUGCUCUAGUUUCUGUCACAGCAGUUUGGAAAAUCCAGAUAUGGAGAUUGUGACCCAAUUUGAUGACCAGUCAAUUCACAUGGACAAAACUAGCAAUUAUCUGCUGUCAUCUCUCAGGAAGACGAUUAAAGAAAAUCUCAUGACAGCCUCUCGAUCUGCUUCAACCAAGAAGAAAUCCAGACUCAGGAAUCUCUUGAUCAAUUAGACAGAGGUGAGGUGAGGUGAGGUGAGCAACUGAACAAAACCAGUCCUGGAUGAAGAGGAUCUGCCUCGUGAGAAGAGGACGCAAGCGUGGUGGAUUCACUGAGUUCAAGACGGAGCUGAACUGCUGAGACACGAACUCUCGGUUGCUUCAGCUGAAGAGGAGCAGAAACGUCUGUUUGCCAGAGUAAAAGAUGAUUAAAGUGGAGAAAAAGAAGAAUGGAUCAGACUUUCUGCACCAGUGAAAUGGUGACAUUUCAAUGGUAGAAGCACUGCAAACAUAGUUUAAUAUUACCAUCUGAGAAGAUUUGCAGUAAGUUAAAAAAAAAAAAAAAUGAAA